AUGCCCGCCGGCACAAUGUUCGCCAAAUUUAAAAGCGCCAAUGUGGCAGCGUCCACCUCCAUGCAGAAUGUCGCCGAAGGCAAUCCCAUUACCCAAUACUUUGAGAUUGGCAAGCCGGUGGCGUGCGCGGGACCGGAGCUCGUUUGGCGCAUUCACGAUGCGUAUCGGAAGAGUGAUAAUAAGGAAUGUUCUGUGUUUAUAUUUGAGAAGAAAAUUGCGGAGAAAUUGCAUAAGCCACGUCGCAAGGAGACAAUUACGGAGCUGCUGAAAUCCUCGGUAAAGACAUUGGAACGCUUUCGUCAUCCACGGAUACUGCAAAUAUAUCACACGGUCGAGGAGAGUGCCGACACACUGGCAUUUGCGGCAGAACCUAUUUUUGCCAGUCUAUCGAAUGUUUUGGCUUUUCAUGAGUCGAAAACCUAUGAGAAUGCGAAUGUGGCACCAACAGCAGCCGGCGGGGCGCCACAAACGCAAACAGCGCCCAACGCUCAACAGCCGCAACGGCCGGCGCAUGCAAAGGAAUACAUUUUCUUGGACAUGGAGCUAAAAUAUGGGUUUCUCCAGUUAACUGAGGCUUUGUCCUAUCUGCACUAUUCUGGUCACGUAAUUCAUCGAAAUGUGUGUCCAUCAUCUAUAUUAAUAACCAAACGCGGCAUUUGGAAACUGGCCGGCAUGGAGUAUGCGGAAAGAAUGAACGAGACUGAUUUGAAUUGCUCAAUUCCGUGUCCGCCUUGGAGCAACAGGGUAUCAAAAAUGGCGCAACCAAAUUUGGAUUUUAUGGCGCCGGAAACGCAGGCAACGUCCAAAUGCAGUCUGCUCAGCGACAUGUUCUCAUUGGGAAUGGUCAUUUGUGCGGUGUUCAAUAAUGGCCGCCCACUGAUACAAGCUGGGAAUUCGACAUCAAACUAUGCGAAGCAAAUGGAAACGCUGGACGAGAAUGUGCAAAAGUUAAUGCCACGUCUGCCCAUUGCGCUGCAGGAAGCUGCCUCCCGUCUGGCCAGUCGAGAUUCAACGAUUCGCCCCACGGCCCAGCUGCUUCAUCUCAUCAAGUACUUCAAUGAUCCGGCUAUAGCAGCAUUGAAAUUUCUGGACGUAGUCAACAUGAAGGACACGCAACAGAAGUCACAGUUCUACAAGACCACCUUGAUAGAGGCUAUGCCGCUGAUACCGCGAAAACUCUGGUGGCAGAACAUUUGGCCCAUGCUCAAAUCGGAGAUCAACAAUGGCGAAGUCCUGGCCGCGGUCCUGCAGCCCGUCAUGCUGUUUGUCCAGGAGGCGACACACAGCGAAUACGAUGCUUUGAUGUCAGCGACAAUGAAAGUUGUCUACAACACACCGAAAUCCAUUCAAGCGAGCGUUACGAUACUCGAGAAUUUGCAUUUGAUUAUUGAGAAGACGAAGCCGGAGGAUGUCACCACAGACAUAAUGCCAAUGUUAUUCUUUUCAUUCGACGGCUCCACGAUACAAGUGCAGAGCGCUGCUGUUGUGGCUGUGGCGAAUGUCUUUGACAGCAUCGAUGAGCUUUCCAUACGUCGCAUGGUGUUGCCGAAGGUGAAAAUGGUGUUUGAGAAGAACAUAACCGAUCCGAAGAUAGUGCAGAAUGUGUUAAUGUGCAUUGAGCGUACGAUGGAUCGCAUGGAGAAGGCCCAAGUAAUGGAAGAGGUGCUGCCGUUGUUGGCCAAUAUUCGCAUACCCGACCCAGAUAUUAUUAUGCGUACUGUGCGCAUCUAUCACAAGCUGUUUGUGGACAAAUCCUAUGGCCUGAGCGUGGAAACAAUGGCCACCAAUGUGCUGCCAUUGCUUAUACCGCAUACUGUCAAUCCGGCGCUCAAUUUCGAGCAAUACUGCUAUCUGCUUGAGGUGCUGCAACAAAUGCUGGAGGCCAUCGAUAGACAGCAGCGCAAUAAAUUGAAAUUGGACAACCUGUCAAUCGCCUCGCCGGAACGACAUCGGACCCUUCGUCAUCAGUUCUCCACAGACAACAUGAAUGCGCCGCCAUUCAAUAUCCCCAACUUGCGCAUUGAUCAGCGAAAGACCUCCAGCGCUGAGGAUAUGGCGCGCAAGAAUUCCGGUGGUUCUGGCAUGCUUGGUGGCUGGUGGUUUGGUUGCUCGCCCUCAUCGCCGGAUAGCAAUUUCCUGCGCGUUGGCAAUGUGUUUCCCAAUCGACGGCUCUCCGACAACACGCUGAUGACCCCGAAAAUACGCAUAGCCCCCUCAUGCGCUUCCUCGCCGGGCGGCACGCCGGGCAGUGGACUGCCGACACGUCGCCACUCGAGCAUUGGGCCGCAGGAGAGACGCGGCUCGACCAUCAAUUUGUCACCGCCAACUUACGGUGCCAGGGGUAGCUCCGGAUCGAGUUUAUCGGUGCCCUCAACUUCAGUUUAUGUUGGUGGCUCCAUGCCGAACACAUCGAGCAGCGUGCCGUUCUUGCUAUCAUCGAGCAUGCAAUCGAUACGCUCGAGGCGGACAUCGACAGUACUCUCAUCGGGUCCACUUGGCUCGGGGUCGGGCUUAUUGCAGCAGCUGGGAUCCGGCAUGUAUCAACUAUUCUCCGGACGUAACUAA
This is a messenger RNA of Scaptodrosophila lebanonensis, 2565 nucleotides long. RefSeq names its product SCY1-like protein 2 (gene bma). The coding region runs from base 1 to 2565 and encodes 854 amino acids. The record is from RefSeq and is a predicted model, not a curated record. NCBI's taxonomy places the organism in Eukaryota, Metazoa, Arthropoda, Insecta, Diptera, Drosophilidae. The transcript has 19 exons. Gene Ontology annotation, biological process: protein phosphorylation. Gene Ontology annotation, molecular function: ATP binding; protein kinase activity.